ACUGCGGGACAUCAACGUUAAGACAGACACAAGUCGAACAGUUUUCAAUAGAACAACUCGCUGGAAACACUCUAGAAAAAUGAAAUUCUUCGCCAUCACUACCUUUGCCGCCGUCUUGGCCUGCGCCUUCGCUGAUGUUUCUGAGUUGGGUUAUGCCUACAGCCAACCCGCUGCUAGCGCUCCAGUGAACGCCUACAUUCCUCCUGCAGCUAGCGCUCCAGCUCCAGUGUACUCUGCCCCAGCCCCAGCACCAGUUUACUCUGCUCCAGCCCCAGCUCCAGUCUAUCAGCCUGCUGCCGCUGCUCCAGCUCCAGUCUACUCUGCCCCAGCCCCAGCUCCAGUUUACCACCCAGCUCCAUCUGCUCCAGUCUCAUCAUACAUCCCACCUGCACCAGCUGCCGCUGCCCCAGAACCAGUAUACUCUGCCCCCGCACCAGCUCCAGUCUAUCAGCCAGCUGCCGCUGCUCCAGCYCCAGUCUACUCUGCCCCAGCCCCAGCUCCAGUUUACCAACCAGCUCCAUCAGCCCCUGUCUCAUCAUACAUCCCACCUGCACCAGCUGCCGCUGCCCCAGYACCAGUCUACUCUGCCCCAGCCCCAGCUCCAGUUUUUGCACCUCAGCCAGCUGCCUCUGAAGUCUAUGAGUCGCCCGCUCAAGAUGGUUACAGAUACCGCACUGUCCGUCGUCGCGUCUACAAGCAACGUCGUUUCUAAGCUAGCAGUCUUUCAAGCUUUAGCGUGCAUUUAAUGAACAACUGAGAGGCUUUCGAGGCGAAUUUGUUUUUUUAAUUCGUUCGAAUUGUGUUGUUAACUAUUUUUUGCGACAAUAAAUUUUAGUUUAAAAAAAUCCAA
Molecule: messenger RNA, 850 nt
Organism: Bactrocera latifrons
Lineage: Eukaryota; Metazoa; Arthropoda; Insecta; Diptera; Tephritidae
Product: predicted GPI-anchored protein 58
Exons: 2
Coding region: 80-712 (210 amino acids)
Source: RefSeq, a predicted model, not a curated record